UGCUUCCUCAUGUCUCUCUCCCUCUGCGUACCUAUAAAAAGAGCAGAAUUAAUAUCUUGUCUCACAGAGUUAAGGCUCCUCCAGUACUGUCAAAACUAGUAAGGAAAUCAAACGACUAGAGCUUGUGAGAGAUUUGGUUCAAUUUGCUAGAUGGUUAAGCAAAAGAUUGUUCUCAGGUUGGCACUCGAUGACGAGAGGAAGAGGAGGAAAGCCUUCAAGGCUGCCGUUGGCACCACAGGUGUGACAUCCGCAACGUUGGAGGGGGACAAGAUCAUCAUAGUCGGCGAUGGGGUCGAUCCCAUCACGCUGACGACGAUGCUCCGGCGCGGCCUUGGCUACGCCGAGCUCCUCAGCGUAUCGUCCGGCGAUGACAAGAAGAAGGACAGCUACGGUUACGUCGGCGGAGAAAAGAAGAAGGACGGCAGCUAUGGCUACGGCGGAGCAGACGGCACCAAGGACAGCGGCGGCUCACACUCCAAGGGUGGUAGCAGCGGUGCUGGUGUUGGAGGCGUUCACCAUCAGAACGCGGUGUCGCCUGUAGUCCCGUACCCUGCAUACCAGCAGCAGUAUAACACCGUGCCGUCUUACCCUGUUUACUCCUACUCUCCUUAUCAGCAGCAACAAGAACCAGAUCCUGGCUGCAGUAUAAUGUAGGUGACCGUGUCCGGAGAAAAAAAAAGGAUUGGAGAUCAGAAUACCUGUCCUGAAACGCAAGUGUGCUUAUCUCCACUUAAAUCCUGUUCAGCAUCGCGCACCAACCAUACAGGGAUUAAGAUGUACUUGUUCUAGUCUAGAUUAUAUACACACUGUGGCAAAACGAUGAUCAAGCAACCACUGUACGAAUAAAAUCAUCCCUGCCUAAAUUUAAGUGGGGCAAACUUGUGUCGCAA
Brachypodium distachyon (stiff brome) is the source of this 890-nucleotide messenger RNA. RefSeq lists its product as uncharacterized. Lineage: Eukaryota; Viridiplantae; Streptophyta; Magnoliopsida; Poales; Poaceae. Bases 151 to 654 code for a protein of 167 amino acids. The transcript has 3 exons. The record is from RefSeq and is a predicted model, not a curated record.